Trypanosoma rangeli is the source of this 453-nucleotide messenger RNA. RefSeq lists its product as uncharacterized. NCBI's taxonomy places the organism in Eukaryota, Euglenozoa, Kinetoplastea, Trypanosomatida, Trypanosomatidae. The record is from RefSeq and is a predicted model, not a curated record. Bases 1 to 453 code for a protein of 150 amino acids. The transcript has a single exon.
AUGAAUUUGCCGCCGUGCGCCGCGCUGGGCUCCUCGGAGGAGCUGCCUUGCUCCGUGUCUUCGCUGCGCCUGCAGCAGUCUACCGCGCGGCGCUACUCACUUGCAUAUGAUCGUAUUGUUCUGGAGGGGCGCUGGAGCGGCAGGUGGUAUCCUUCUGUGAAGAAGGCCGCGGGGUUGCGCUGCUUCGUCUACACACCGCGGGACUACGCUGAGACCCGCGAGCUGUGGGUGCACACGGCGGUGAAUGAGUUGCGGUGCUGCCUCCAGGCAGAGAAUCCGCGCAUGGUGCGGCGGACGGACGGCGGCAUUGCUACAUGGCUGCAGGAGUGUCUUCUUCACAGUGGGGCUUUGCACCGCUGCUGCGAUACGUUGUUGCAGGCGGCGCAGGCGGAUGCCGCCAAAGCUAGGUGGCGAGCGCCUUCCCGGGCGACAGCGCUGCGGGAGCUCGCAUGA